GAAAAAAAAAGGAGAUAAAUUUUACUUUCAUUCCUCAUUUCCGUUCAAUUUUUUUUAAAAAAAAAUCUAAAUUCUCUUUCUUUCUCUGGUCAAUAAAAAGGAAUUUAAGAAGACGAGCCAUUUUUUUAUUAUAUUUUAAUUUUAAUUUUAUGCAAUUGAAAUCAGCGGUCGUGUUGGGAAAUUAAAGGAGGAGGAGGAGGAGGAGGAGGAGGAGGAGGGUGAUUUUGUUUUAGGAAAUUUAGGUUUUUGAUAUUUUGGGGUGAGUUAAUUUUAAGUAUACAUUUUGUAACUGUUUUUAAUUAUGGGAUUAGGGAGUAAUGGUGGGGAUGAUGUUGUGGUGGAUGACGGUGAUGACGGUGGAGAUGGUGGUGCUGGCUGCGGAAAUGGAGGAAAGUCUUUCGGUUCGGUUUCGUGCUCGAUUUGCCUCGAAAUGGUUACUGAUAAUGGGGAUCGGUCAUGGGCUAAGCUUCAAUGCGGUCAUCAGUUUCAUUUGGAUUGUAUUGGUUCAGCCUUCAAUGUAAAGGGCGCGAUGCAAUGCCCAAAUUGUAGAAAAAUUGAGAAAGGUCAAUGGCUUUAUGCCAAUGGUUGCCGUUCGUAUCCGGAGUUUAAUGUGGAUGAUUGGGCACAUGAUGAGGACCUUUAUGACCUAAGUUUCUCAGAAAUGUCAUUUGGAGUUCACUGGUGUCCAUUUGGAAGCUUAGCACAACUUCCUACAUUCGAGGAAGGAGAGUUAUCAUCAACCACAUAUCAUGAAUUACUGGGACAGAAUGCCAUCUUUUCUGAACAUUCAGCACCUGCUGCUCAUCCAUGCCCAUAUGUAGCUUACUUUGGGCCCACAGUUCAUCCAUCAUCCUCAAAUUCCAGUGGAAGUGUUUCAGAUAGUUCUAGUUACAACAAUCACUGGAAUGGUCCAUCAGUGCCUGGUGAGGUACCUGCAUCUUAUGCUUUUCCUGCAAUGGAUCACCAUUACCAUAAUUGGGAGCAUCAUUCCCCACCAUUCUCCACAUCUAGCAGUCGAAUUGGUAGUUCUGAUCAACCUUCAAAUCCUCCUGUCAGUCAAAGGUCUGCCAGGAGUGGUUCUGAUAUGCCAAGAUCAGGAUCUUUUAUGCGUCCGUAUGUUGUUGGCCACAGUUCUGGUGCUAGAGCAGGGAGUUCAGUGGCAUCCUCAUUGAUUCCUCCUUACCCUGGUAGCAAUGCUCGAGCUCGUGAUAGAGUUCAAGCCCUCCAGGCAUACUAUCAACAACAACAUCCGAGCACUUCGCCGUCAAUAAGGACACCCGUUAUUUCUGGCUCCCGAAGGUCAAGCAGUCACAGAAUUCAUGCUCAAGUAGGGCCAGUGGCUUCAUCAUCUGACCAGGUGGGUGGCUUCUAUUUCUUUCCAUCGGGUACUCCAGUCCGUAACUUUCAAGAGGCUGAAAAUCCUCUAUCAACUCGGUUCCAUGCUUGGGAAAGAGAUCAUUUGCCUUCGUUUUCAAUAAACCAGGUCGACAGAGACUCAGCAUGGGGUGCCUUCCAUCAGUCUGCUGGUGCACCAGAUCCUGGCAUAAGAUCCGGCAGUUUCCGCCAAAGGCAUGGAUCUGAGAGGAUGUCUUCACAUAAUCAUUCAUAGUAUUUCAUCCUUUAUACCCUUCUGGGUUAAGCAAAACAAACUCUACUGUGAAUGAAACCAUAAAAGUUUAUGUAUGGUUGAGUUGAGAGAGACAUUGUAUGUUGGUCCUGUGAAUCGUUGCAGGCUGAAAAACCGUGAAGUGGGGCUGAAAACAAUUAUUUUGGCACCCCAAAUGGCGGUAGACAGAUACCCAAACUCUUUGAAUCAACACUACCCGUAACCCCAUGGGUUCUUGUUGAUUUUUGUUGUUGUUAUUUUUUUUGCUGGUUAUUCAGGUUGCUUGAUGGGUUUUUUUAUUACUA
Gossypium raimondii (Peruvian cotton) is the source of this 1911-nucleotide messenger RNA. RefSeq lists its product as hypothetical. The transcript is spliced from 6 exons. Bases 302 to 1609 code for a protein of 435 amino acids. The record is from RefSeq and is a predicted model, not a curated record. Gene Ontology annotation, molecular function: ubiquitin-protein transferase activity. Lineage: Eukaryota; Viridiplantae; Streptophyta; Magnoliopsida; Malvales; Malvaceae.